Messenger RNA from Ostertagia ostertagi, 318 nucleotides. The record is from the annotation of a GenBank genome assembly. Lineage: Eukaryota; Metazoa; Nematoda; Chromadorea; Rhabditida; Trichostrongylidae.
AUGUCUCGAUGUCGACGACCACACAGUCGAAGCGAUCUCCUCCACCUGGUGCCACCAAACUUCACAUCCCUGCUAGUCACAUCGCUGCCCCUCACGGAGUCUGCCAGGCUUGCCGCUAGUCCCAUCCCGAUGAGCUUCGUUCGUUCUCUAAUUUUGUGGUGCGCUGUCGUCUGCCUCACUCUCAGCUUUGUUCUCCAAGAUCUUCCGUUGGAGAGAUUCGAAAGAGGAUAUCCAGAGCUAGCAUUCGAGCGAACUUCUCGCUCCGCACAUCCUAUCCUCUUCUACGACAGAUAUUUAAAUCGAAUGCGUGGAUUAUGA